AUGACCAUCACUGAGUACACUAGCAGGUUUGAGGAACUGUGUCGUUUCUCAGAGAUUUGUCAGGGAGCUCCUGAGGACUUUGCUGAGUGGAAGUGUAUCAAGUAUGAGGGAGGUCUUAGGAGCGAUAUUAUGAGCUUCGUUGCACCGAUGGAGAUCCGAACCUUCUCUAAACUGGUAAACAAAACCAGAGUUGCUGAAGAAUGUUUGAGAAAGGUGGCAUUAGACAAGAGUGAUCACCGAAGCUCUGUUAGGGAAGAUCACGGAAGAAAUUUAGCACCUAGAGGUCAAGAUUUCAAACGCGGCGGCAAUAUUCCACAGCAACAUCAAGGCCAGAAUAGUUUUCGGAGCUUCAAUAAUAACAAUAACCAGGGAAGAGGACGCGAAAAACAGGCUCAGUUACCGCAAGAUGACUCGACUUAUAGGAGGUGUGGAAGGUACCACCCGAACACUCUGUGUAGGGCCGGUUGGGAUGUCUGUUAUUACUGUGGAGGAGCUGGGCAUAUAUCCUGGAAUUGCCCAGAAAAGAAGAAUCAGGAUGCCAGGAGAGCUCCACAGGCGGAACGAGCGUACACUAUAAGGGCGAAUGGUGCGAAGGGCACAGAUGCUCCGAUUAAAGGUAAUAAUGUACUAGUAAUGAAAAUUUGGACUGCUUUACAUGAUGAUGAUCUGUAA
This is a messenger RNA of Arachis duranensis, 672 nucleotides long. RefSeq lists its product as uncharacterized. The record is from RefSeq and is a predicted model, not a curated record. The transcript has a single exon. The coding region runs from base 1 to 672 and encodes 223 amino acids. Gene Ontology annotation, molecular function: zinc ion binding; nucleic acid binding. Lineage: Eukaryota; Viridiplantae; Streptophyta; Magnoliopsida; Fabales; Fabaceae.